AUGGUUCCUCGUGUUUCGCUUCCGCCCCGGGACAGGCGGGUCGAGAGCCAAUUUGCAGGAGUGUACAAGUCCCGGUCGGGACUCGAGCUGGCCCAUUUCAUUCUCCAUUUGGGCAGCUGGAAGGCAGAACUCGUGACUUUGCAAGCCUCAGUUUGUCUUCUCUUCGACCUUGCUUCGGCUCGCGGCCACAAGCCUGGCGAUGCGACCAUGUUGGCAGAAGACAUGCAAAUGGCAUUAACAUGA
Protopolystoma xenopodis is the source of this 243-nucleotide messenger RNA. The record is from the annotation of a GenBank genome assembly. NCBI's taxonomy places the organism in Eukaryota, Metazoa, Platyhelminthes, Monogenea, Polystomatidea, Polystomatidae.